AUGUCACCUUUCAGUCAACUCUCACUCGCAGCUGGCGGCGGUGGUUACGGCAAUGGGAUUGACAGAGAUUUCUCUCCAAUCCUUCAUUACAUCGAUGAAUUCGACCGUCAUUUCUCCCAUCGUCAUCGUUUCGUGAACUGCUUCAUCCCGCGUUUCGAUCUGGAAGAGGACGCACACAACUACUACCUCUACGGCGACAUCCCAGGAGCGGUUGUAAACGACAUCACAGUUGAAGCCCACAAUAACCACAGUCUAGUCAUUUACGGCAAGACACUUCGUCCUGGACCUGGACCUAGAGAGGAGGAUGAGGUAAAGGGCCAGGAGGACCCGGAGUUCGUGAAGGUUAUGGUGGAGGACCAUGAGCAUGGGCAGGAGAUGGGCAUGCAUCCCCAUCAUUCUCGCCACGAAACCUAUACCGCUGCUGCUGGUUCCCAACAGCUGCAGUCUGAGCACCGGAUCCUGCUUUCCGAGCGUUUGGUCGGAGACUUCCAUCGUACCUUCGCUUUCCCGCAACCAGUCGUCGAGGAGGGAGUCAAAGCUAGCAUGGAGAAUGGUGUCUUGAGCUUGCUUGUUCCGAAGAGAGAGAAGGGCGAGGAGGUCAAGAAGGGACGAAAGGUACCAAUUGCGCAUGGUAAGUGGUGGAAGGGCGAAGAAAGGGGCAAUGCUGGAUUUGGAUUUAACAGCGGUGCGGUCUAG
Messenger RNA from Hyaloscypha bicolor E, 696 nucleotides. Its product is annotated as HSP20-like chaperone. The coding region runs from base 1 to 696 and encodes 231 amino acids. The record is from RefSeq and is a predicted model, not a curated record. Gene Ontology annotation, biological process: response to heat; response to salt stress; protein complex oligomerization. The transcript is spliced from 2 exons. Lineage: Eukaryota; Fungi; Ascomycota; Leotiomycetes; Helotiales; Hyaloscyphaceae.